GCAAACGAAUUAGGCUGGACUCCUCUGACCCUCGCGGUCGACAAGGGGCACUAUGAUACGGUCGAGCUGCUACUCGAUCGAGGUGUUGACAUCGAGCAGAGAUUCACCAACCAAUGGACAUCUCUCUGCAUGGCCGCAAAUCGCGGCGACUUGGGAAUGGCCAUGCUCUUGGUUAGCCGAGGGGCGAAUGUCAUGGCCAAGGCUUUCGGUGGAUGGACUCCUAUAACUCUGGCUGCCACGAAUGGCCACCGGGAUAUGGUCAAUCUAUUACUCGCCUUCGGGGCUGACAUCCAUAUGAAGACCCUGUCGGGCUGGACGCCGCUCAUGGCAGCUUCGGACGGUGGCCACGCCGCCCUGGCCAAGAUUCUACUAGACUGCGGCGCUGAUCUUGAUCACCUGGACACCCUGGGCCGUUCGGCAUUCUUCCACGCUGCCAUGCGAGGGCACACAAAAGUCAUCAAGCUCUUGUUGCCUUUGACCAGCAUGGCCAACGCAAGAGACAAGUUCGGGUCUACUCCCAUCUUUGCGGCUGCCAGGAACGGACACCGCAAGGUGGUGGAGCUCCUCGUCAAC
This is a messenger RNA of Trichoderma virens Gv29-8, 573 nucleotides long. RefSeq names its product NACHT and ankyrin domain protein. Gene Ontology annotation, molecular function: protein binding. The annotation marks the transcript as partial. Lineage: Eukaryota; Fungi; Ascomycota; Sordariomycetes; Hypocreales; Hypocreaceae. The transcript is spliced from 2 exons. The record is from RefSeq and is a predicted model, not a curated record.